Bufo bufo (common toad) is the source of this 5908-nucleotide messenger RNA. It is a transcript of the gene PRAG1, whose product is annotated as PEAK1 related, kinase-activating pseudokinase 1. Gene Ontology annotation, molecular function: protein kinase activity; ATP binding. Lineage: Eukaryota; Metazoa; Chordata; Amphibia; Anura; Bufonidae. Bases 204 to 4025 code for a protein of 1273 amino acids. The record is from RefSeq and is a predicted model, not a curated record. Gene Ontology annotation, biological process: protein phosphorylation. The transcript has 6 exons.
CUGCCUGCUGCUGAAGCCGCAGUGUGCCUGCUCCUUAUCCUCUGGCACCCUGCUCCUCAUCUCUUACUUCUUGGAUUAUUUUGUGACAUCACAAGAUACCGCCAUCUAUUAAAAAGCUGCAAACUCAGUUUCAGAAGCCUCCGUUUUUUUGUCCCACACAUUUGUGCGUACAAGAUGAGAACGGAUAUCCUGACUAUAAUAACAUGCAAAGAACCAUCACAUUGACCACUCAAGGCUUGAAGAUGCCUGCCUGCAACGAUUUUGUUGAACAUCUUUGGAAACCUGGAUCCUGUAAGAAUUGCUUUCACCCAAAGAGUGAUCACCGAAAAAAACAUCAAGCACCCGCUGAUGGAAAAGCCAGCAACUUGCCAGUCCUGCCAAGUCUUAAUGGGAUUCGGAUCAAACAGGAGAACACAAACCAAGAUGAUGACAUUGUAAUUGCUGCUCUGUAUUCAAAGCCCACCAUAGCAGUGAAACCGACGAUGAUUACAUCGGAGACUGCUGAGGAGUGGGCAGCGCUGAACAGCACGGAGACGCACACUCAGGUUAGUUGGAAAGAAUCAUCAACCAGCAAAUCUAUUCUUAAAAGUGGGGAUAUUUCAAACGUUAUGGAUAAUUUUACAAAGCCUUUCAUGCAUAGGUCUAACUCUUACAGUGAUACACCUAAAUACAUUUUCAAUGGACUGUCAAAUCACGAUAAGAAGUUAGAGUUUAAUGCAGUGCAGAAUUUAACAUAUGUAAGCCAUUUUGGUGGUCAGGUGGACAAAGCUGUGUUUCUUAAAGAAAAAUUGCGUGCACCUUCAGUGGAAUGUACUCUGCUAUCUACUCAAAGUAAUGAAGGAGAAACUACAAGGCUGAACUACCUCCAAGCAGAGUCUGCAUUAUUAUCUCUGAAGACUAGCAGUGGUCAUUACUCAGGGACCCAAUCUAUUGCUGAAAGGCUAUCUUCCAAUGGAACCCUUCAUUCGAAGGACAACACAGUUAGUGAGUUAUUUGCCAAAACUGAUCCAGGAUUGUGCAACCAAACAAUAUCUUCAAAUGAUAGCAAGCCAGGCCAUAACUCAGAACCAGCUUCUAGUAAGAGCAUGUUCUUCAGCAGAACGAAAGUAUCACUUCACUCUGAGUCACAUAAACUCUCAGAGACACUCUCAUGUCUUAGUAGGAAGGACAGCCCUCUUGUUACUCCAGCGAUUACUGAUUCCCAGAGUGUGUUUCAGUCACCUGUAGUACCAGUUGACAGAAGGGACAACGAACCAAUUUAUGCUGAAAGUACUAAAAGAAAAGGUGUUGCUGGCAAGGGAACAAAAAAUGUUAUCCAAACAGCGAAAGCGAAUCCUAAACACGAGGAGAAUGGCGCCAAAGAGAACCAGUCUUCUAUGAGCGUUGAGAGGGUACUGCAGGAGUCCACAACACAUGUCGCAGCUAAGAUAACGGUUAUGGCUGCACACACAGAAGAAGACAAUAGAACAAUUUACUUAAGUAGCCCUGACUCUGCAGUUGGAGUUGAAUGGUCAUGCAGCAGUCCAUCAUCUGUAGAGAACAUGAGUCUCUCGCCUACUUUUCUCUGGGCAGAAAGGAAUCGUGGAAAAGUUGAUGUGAAUAAAAAGUACCAGGCUUCAUUAUCGCAAAAAUUCCAGUGCAGCUCCAGUCUGGUAGUCCCAGCUAAAUCUCCAAAGUUUGAGGACAUUUCUUCUUCCAGAUUAUCUUCUCCAACACAUUCUCCUGGGAUAUUCUCCCCAACUUCGCACAAAAAGGAACCCUUUGAGCUGAAUGACAGGUGUCUGCUAACUGGAGACCGUAGGCAGAGAAUCGCACAGGCAACAUGGAGCAGGAUUGAUGAGGAGGAAGAGGAAGAGACAUCACCUGCUUCAUCACAGCCACAAACAAAUGCUGUGAGCAAUGGACAAACUGGUGCAACCCGACAUAUUGCAGAUGAAAUAGAUAAUGUGGAUGAACCAAGGGCUCUGAAAGGCAUGAGUAAAUCUGCUUCCUGUCCAAUUGAACUAUCAAAAGCAAGUAAUGACAGUGAAGACUCCUCUGGGCCACCACCUCCUCCACCAAAAAAACAGACCAGGCUUUUGAAAAUGAACAAGAAUAGCUGUGAACUGGAGAAUGUGAGUCUUGGAUCAGUGGAAAGUCUCGGAGAGUCAUUUAAGGCAACAAAUGUCAGUACCUCAAAUGUGAACAUUAACGUCAGCUUCAGUACUGGUUCUAUGGACAGCUUGGACUCCCGGACGUGUAGUGAAGGAGGUCAGUCAUAUGAAGCCAUCACUUCUCCAAGUCUUUCUUCUGGUAAUGAGAAGAAGCAUUUUGCCCAAGUUUCCUUCUCUGUGGACUCUGGAAUGGAAGCUCAGAAUGGACUCGGACAGCCGCCUCCAUUGCCUGUAAAGAAGUCGAUGAACAGGGCUAUCUCAGCACCAGAUAACUCUGCCUGGGGUCGGGCUUUCCCAUCAAGAACUGGAGUCAAUCCAAAUAGUCCAAAGCUUAAUCUUAGUCAGUCAGAAAACAAUGUUUGUGGAGAAGAAUCCAGACUCCACAGCCAUCCUUUAAGUCCCAUGGACAGGCAUGCCAUGUUUUCAUCUUCUGAGUCGCUGGAAAUCUGCUGUAGAGGCACUGGCCACAGAAAUGAGGUUAGGAGCAGAAAUUGUCUUCAGAGCCGAGGAACACCAGCCAUGUCAAUGUCACAGCUAAGUGUUUCUAGUCAAACAUCUUCUGCCUCAAGUCUCCAGCUCCACCACCUUCUUAGCAACAUAGACAGCAAAGAAGGAAUGUAUGCCAAACUCAGUGGGCUUUAUGCACAAUCUACAAGACGUUUAAUGAACAAAUGUGAGGAUUAUUUUAUGCGGGACCAAAAGAAGGAACUGCAUUUUAAUGAAAAUAACUGGUCACUCUUCAAGCUGACAAGCAACAAACCAUGCUGCAAUGCCGGGGAUGCAGUUUAUUACUGUGCCACUUGUGCCAAGGAUGCUCUUAAUAAUUAUGCUGUGAAGUUAUGUAGAGCAGAAGACCCCAAAACUCCAUUUUAUUCCAAUCUCUCUUUACCUGUCCACUUCAACAUACAGCAAGAUUGUGGCCACUUUUUGGCCAGUGUUCCUUCAAGCUUACUACAUCCCUCUGGAACAUCAAAAGGAGGUUCAACAAAUGAGACCUCACAGGCUGUUGGCUUGUCCUCUGAGGAAGAUUGUGUGGUGGUUAUAACUCGAGAGGUACCUUACAGUACAGCUGCAGAAUUUGUCAAGGAGUCUGCAUCCACUCAUGAAACCCAGCCAGAGAUUUAUGAGCGACAAGUUUGUCUACUUCUAUUACAGCUCUGCAAUGGCUUAGAGCACUUAAAAGAACAUGCCAUUAUCCAUCGAGACCUUUGCUUGGAAAACCUGCUACUUGUUCACUGCCAGACCACACCCGAUAAGAUUAAAGAUGGAAAGUAUGUUCCAAGACUUAUUGUAAGCAAUUUUUCUAAAGCCAAACAGAGACCUGGAUCUGAGGACUUCAAACUCAAGAGAGAUAAGACCAGACUGGCACCAGAAAUCAUGGCUGCCUCCCAAUACAAAAAGUUUGAUGAGUUCCAGACAGGGAUCCUUAUUUAUGAACUGCUCCACCAAAGAAACCCGUUUGAGGUCCGUUCAAGUCUUCAUGAGCAUGAAUAUAGUCAGAAAGACCUGCCGCCACUCCGUAACUUAUCAGUUUAUUCUCGUGGCCUUCAACAUCUUGCCCACUUACUCUUGGAGGCUGAUCCGAUUAAACGCAUUCGGAUUUCUGAAGCAAAGCGCAUACUUCAGUGUCUUCUGUGGGGUCCAAGAAAAGACUUAACAGAUCAACCAUUUAGCCAUGAAGAGGCAUUACACUGUGCCCUUCAGAACUGGAUUGACAUGAAGCGAGCACUUCUUAUGAUGAAGUUUGCAGAACGUGCUUUAGAGCCUGAACAUAACAUUUCUCUAGAGGACUGGCUAUGCUGCCAAUACUUGGCAUCUGCAGAUCCAUGCUACCUUUAUAAAACACUGAAACUUAUCAAACUCAUCACAUGAUCUAUGCAAGGUAAUACAUAACUGCAAAAUAAGAUCUGUGUAAGUCUUAAAGGGGUUUUCCAACUUUUUAGUUUAUAUAAAUUCCAUCUUACCCUGCAGUAUCUGUGGAAGAAUCCAAGGCUCCUUGUCUCUCUUCACUGGUCUUCGAAUCCCUGUCUGUAAACUUGACGGGUCACGUAUGCCAGUGUUAAAUCUGUGGGACAAUGGGAGUUCACACCACUCCUGCUAAGUUGCACCUACUUUCUUGGCAAUCUUAAAAAGUGUCCAGAGAAGUGAAAAGUCGAAAUAUGGUCCAAAUAUGGCAUACCAUAAUUUGCAACUUUUUUUUUUACACCUCAAUAGUGGCGUAAAACAUUUAAUGAAUGUCCCUAACUGUAUAUAACUAUAAGAUAAUGCUGUGAAUUAUCAACUUAUUAGCGGAGUAUUUUGUGUUUCAAAUAAAUAUGAAUUUAAAAGUGAAUUGAAUUUUUUCCAUGCCGAAUAUGUUUGUCACAGAAAAUAUUCGUUCAUUGUAAGAUUAAUUAUUUUGUGAAAGAUGCCCUUACUUGACAAUUGUCUUGAUUAUGUUUGGUCCAACCAUCUGUAGUUUUUGUAAAAAAAAAUGUUUAUUAAUUAAAACUUUCCCUUACAUGGUUCCUGAUGUAUAUUAGCCAUUGCUUUAUGUAUUAUAAAGGAAAUAAUUUCCAAAGCACUCUGAACUGUACUUGAAUAUAGCAUCAGUACAAUAUAGCAGUGAGCACUAAAACAAGACCAUGGUCUCCAUAACUGCUCAGUCUGCAAUAGAGGUUUAUAAAGGCCUUGCAAUGCAGAUACUUUUUCCAAUUUCAUCAGGAUUAGCCUACAAUUUAAUGGUUAUGGAGGCCUGUUGACAUUUGAGGGACACAAACUUUGGCAUGAUGAUUCCAACAUGGCCGAACCUUUGUUCCUACAGGAAAUGUCACUUGUAAACUCUUCUCUCCAUUGAAGUAAACAAGUUUCUGGAGUCUGGAGAAAUAGCUGUGGGCCAAACUCUGGCUUUCAAGUGUGGCUGCCUGGUGCUAAACAUUUUGGGAAAAGAUGUAGAAUAGUUAAGGAGAAGCAAUACUUACAUUCUGCCACUGCUGUUGUUCCAAAGCUUACCAGGUCCAUGCUGGUCUCUGUUUCCUGGUCCCAAUUUAACAAACCGGAAGAUGCGGGGGAUGCCUACUCAGCCAAUCACGGCCUGCAGCUUUGACCCACCUCAGCCACUGACUGGCUUAGUGGGCAUCUCCUACUAUUUUCUGUGUUGAGUCUGUAAGCAUUAGAAAGGCAGCUGUGGGGGAUCGGUGAGUGUGUGACUUUUUAUGUAUCCUAACUUUUAAUCCCAUUUCUGUUCCAUCAAUGGUCAUGAAACCAGGAUUCAAAUUUCUUUCAUGUUUCAUGGUUUGGGGUUUAAGUUGCUGUAUAUCCUUACCACUACUUUAAAUACUUGACACAAUUUAUUCUGGCUGUAUAGAUCAACUACAUAAACAAAAAAUGGCUGCUGUAUGUCAUAAGUGCCACACUAAACUUGGUAAAUAUGUAUAUAAAUAAAGGCUAAAGUAGUCUAGAUCGCUGCAUAAAACUCCUAUUUGGAUAACAGGAGAUAGUGGUAGAGGUUGCUAUUUUGUAAGUCAGCAAUUCUGUAUUAUAGGUGUACAUUUUUAUAAAAUUAUCAUUAAAGCAUUUUUGUGGGAGCCUAAUCACGUUGCAGUGCAAUGGUUUGUUAGCUUCAAAUGUUUGUUUAUUUUUGUGUAUUUUAAAUACUGUUUACAAAUCACAUUUAUCGCAUUUUCAUAUACUGAAGAUGAAACAUUUCAUACUUUGUAUGUUCCUGUGUUAAUUUUUCAAAUAAUAUUGGGAAAUAAACAAGUUUUUAAAAUGCA